Messenger RNA from Mus pahari (shrew mouse), 3398 nucleotides. RefSeq names its product sideroflexin 3 (gene Sfxn3). Gene Ontology annotation, cellular component: mitochondrial inner membrane. The transcript is spliced from 11 exons. Gene Ontology annotation, molecular function: monoatomic ion transmembrane transporter activity. The record is from RefSeq and is a predicted model, not a curated record. Gene Ontology annotation, biological process: monoatomic ion transport; serine import into mitochondrion. The coding region runs from base 1091 to 2056 and encodes 321 amino acids. NCBI's taxonomy places the organism in Eukaryota, Metazoa, Chordata, Mammalia, Rodentia, Muridae.
CCCCACUGGUCGUUGGAACUUAGGAGUUGGCUCUAGAACCCCUCGCUGGCUACUAGAAUCACAUCUUCUCCGGGCCACGCUAGCUUCCUGAAAUUGCCAUCGCUUCCGUAGUCAUUCCUGAGGUCUCUGUGGGAGAAUGUCACAAACGAAAGAGCUGAACGUGAGCCUGAGAUGAGCAGGAAUGAAAGCUGCAACCUGGCUGUGUCGCGGCCGUGCUCUGGAUGCUGAUGGAUAAGGGAUGUGUGUGUAAUGCCUUCUUCACCUUCUGAGUCGAAAAAAAAAAUGUUUCUCUGGGCACCCUGUUCUGGAAAGGCCGCACAAAAGAGCAGCUGAUCCUCAUCUUUCUGAUGCGCCUGCUUGGAUGCAGGCAGAGAUUAUGGGAAACUCUGGCCGUGCACAUCCCUGGGACUGGGGUGUCAGUCUGUGUACGGAUAAGUGUUGGGGGUGCAAAGAAACUGCUGGCACAGUGGAGUUGGGGAUUAGGUGGCAAGGGGGACUGGGAACACAAAAGGGGCACAGACACCACAACAAUGUGCCUGGAAAGAGAUGCGAAUGAUGAGGAUCUGCAAGAGGAGCCUCUCAGACCUGGAGUAGCAGACCAGGAUACAAGCAAGGAGAGCCAAUUGCCAAGGCAGCCAUCAAGUAAACAAGCAGUAAUCCGAAUCCCUCCGGGCGUUGCACCAUCAGAGAGGCCCGCCCUCCACGCCGCUCACCCGCACCCAGUGCACCUAGACUGGGUGCUGCCGGAGUGGGUGCCUCCAGAGGCAAGCUAGGGGACUGCAAGCGAAGGAGGCAAGUGGGGCGGCUCCUCCCCUUUUCUCCCUGGUUGGGAAGGCGGCCAGAACUGCUUCCCACGACUGGGUCGAGUUUGGUUUCUACGGCCUGGUCUGGGAGAAUCACUCCAAAGGACCUCCACUGUCCCGGAACUCUGCCAAGAGGGGGGUGGGUCUGGCGAACGAGCUUAGGGAGCCCCCGCCCUUCCCUGCUACUCAGCGUCACGCGUGACGUCCUGGUGAUGGCUGGGAGGAAAGCGGAGAGCAGUGAGGAAGGCGGGUCUGAGAGCUUCUAGAGGCUGAAAACCCCGGAAAGCAUGGGUGACUUGCCCUUAAAUAUCAACAUCCAGGAACCUCGGUGGGACCAAAGCACAUUUCUAGGCAGAGCCCGGCACUUCUUCACAGUCACUGAUCCCCGAAAUCUGCUGCUGUCCGGGGAACAGCUGGAAGCUUCCCGGAACAUCGUGCAGAAUUACAGGGCUGGUGUGGCAACCCCAGGUCUCACUGAGGACCAGCUAUGGAGAGCCAAAUACGUGUAUGACUCAGCAUUCCAUCCGGACACGGGGGAGAAGGUGGUCCUGAUUGGCCGAAUGUCAGCCCAGGUGCCCAUGAACAUGACCAUUACUGGCUGCAUGCUCACCUUCUACAGGAAGACUCCGACUGUGGUGUUCUGGCAGUGGGUCAAUCAGUCCUUCAAUGCUAUUGUGAAUUACUCUAAUCGCAGCGGGGAUGCUCCCAUCACUGUGCAGCAGUUGGGGACAGCCUAUGUGAGUGCCACCACUGGGGCUGUGGCUACUGCUCUGGGACUCAAGUCUCUCACCAAGCGCCUGCCCCCGCUAGUCGGUCGAUUCGUGCCCUUUGCAGCUGUGGCCGCUGCCAACUGCAUCAACAUCCCCCUGAUGAGGCAGAGGGAGCUGCAGGUGGGCAUCCCAGUGACUGACGAGGCUGGUCAGAGGCUUGGCCACUCGGUGACUGCUGCCAAACAGGGAAUCUUCCAGGUGGUGAUAUCGAGAAUCGGCAUGGCGAUUCCCGCCAUGGCCAUUCCCCCGGUGAUCAUGAACACUCUGGAGAAGAAAGACUUCCUGAAGCGCCGCCCCUGGCUGGGGGCGCCCCUGCAGGUGGGACUGGUAGGCUUCUGCUUGGUAUUUGCCACACCCCUGUGCUGCGCUCUGUUCCCUCAGAGAAGCUCCAUACAUGUGAGCAGGCUGGAGCCGGAGCUGAGAGCUCAGAUCCAAGCACAAGACCCCAGCAUCGACGUGGUUUACUACAACAAAGGGCUCUGAGGGGAGUCAGCCUCUGUCCCCGUCCUUACCUCCUUAGGCUGCUUCUCUGAUGCCCCCUUGCAAUGCUACCACCUGUUUAUCUUCCGGGUACUGGGCAAGGGGGCUUGAUGUGGGGAGCAGCCACUGAGACCAGCAACCUUAGACUGGGGGAGGCACCCCUAUAAGCCUCUUCUCUCCUCUCUGGUUUCAAAGAGCAAGUCACAAAACCCAUCCCUCCUGUGUUUGUGUGUGUGCACAGCCACAUACGCAGCACAUAUAAGUGUUUAUACAUUUCAUCCUGGAAGCUAAGAACAGAAAUGCUGUUCUAGGAUGUCCUGCUAUUUGUCUUCUCUUCUCAGUCUCCUGGCCACCUAACAGCAAGCCUGGUUAUGGGCGAGACUUCCUUCCCUAAACUGUUCCUCUAGCAUCUAGUUCUGAUAGCAUCUUAGCCUUCUGCUCCCAAGAUAAAACCCAGGAUCCCAGAACACGGACUGAAGGACAUCAGUAGGCCACCCAGAGCUUUACCCUUCAGGUUUCGAAUAGCUGGCUCUAAAAGCUGGUUCAGGACGUGGGCUGGUGGAGGAAGCAAUGUGGAAUCAGGGAGGCAGGGGUCUCAUGCUUGCUGGACCCCACACCCUAGAAUGGGUCCACUCCUCUCUUCUCGUGGACCGUGGGCGUGUCAGUAGCCUGCACAGCUCCCCACACUGCAAUGUGGGUGCUUCUAGAGACAGUCUUGAGCAUUCUUGGUCUGUUCUGAUGAGUCAGGUCAUGACUCAGAAAUCCCACACUUCCAAUUCUUUCCCCAGUGAGAAAGCCACACAACACAGGCAGAACAAGCAUUCCCUUCAGGAACUGCCACCACCUGUACCCACUUUUAGGGGACCGGUGUGGGAAAGGUGCUUAAACACGGGCCUCAAGCAUACAGUAUCAAGACAGGUAAUUCUGUGUUUCAUUGACUCUUCUUAGACACACCCCCACCUCAGCUCCUUCCUUUCCAUCUGCCCCAUCUCUGGAAGAAUCCAAGGCUCAUAUAUGCUAAGCAAGUGCUCUACCGCUGAGCUACAUCCCAGUGCCCCCUUUCUUUCUUUCCUUCUCUUUCUUUCUUUCUUUCUUUCUUUCUUUCUUUCUUUCUUUCUUUCUUUCUUUCUUUCUUUCUUCCUUUUUCCUUCUUUUCUCUUUCUUUCUUUUUUCCUUUCUUUCUUUUUCUUCCUUCUUUCCUUCCUUUCUGUCUGAAUGUGUCUUUCUUUCUUUUUUGUUUUUGUUUUUCAAUUAUGGUUUCUCUGUGUAGCCCUAGCUGUCCUGAAACUCAGAGAUCUGCUUGCCUAUGGCAGUGAGUGCUGGGAUUAAAAGGCAUGUGCCACCA